GGCCGACCCAAAAGAAAGGUAGAUUUGGAAUACUUUAUCAGUGCCCCCACCGAUCUUUUUUCAAUCUCUCUACCAAAUCGAUCAUUUACACAUUUGUAAGGGGAAAAAGGGGAAAGAAGAGAUGGUGGGAGGAGAUAUGCUGCCGUUCUUGGCGAUGGUGUUGGUGCAAAUCGGCUACGCGGGUAUGAACAUCACGUCGAAGAUGGCCAUGGAGGCCGGCAUGAAGCCUCUUAUCCUCGUCGCUUACCGCCAAAUCUUCGCCACCGUAGCCACUUUUCCGGUGGCUUAUUUCAUCGAACGGAAGACGAGACCCAAGGUCACACUGAAUGUUCUUGUCCAAGCCUUCUUCUGUUCCGUUACUGGAGUGACCGGAAACCAAGUGUUCUACUUCGUAGGGCUACAAAAUUCAUCUCCGACGAUUGCUUGUGCCCUCACCAAUCUUUUACCGGCGGUCACUUUUCUCCUCGCCGCAAUUUUCAGGCAAGAGGUGGUGGGGAUAAAGAAGAAAUCGGGACAGGCGAAGGUGGUAGGGACAAUAGUGUGUGUGGCAGGAGCAAUGUUGCUGUCGUUCUACCACGGUCACACCAUCGGCAUAGGAGAAUCGAAGAUCCACUGGACCUACGCCGAGAAGAUAUCCAGCCUCGGCUCGAGCUCUAAUGGCUCCAGCUUCUUCUUAGGUCCUUUCCUUGUCAUGGCCGGUGCUGUCUCUUGGGCCGCCUGGUUCAUCCUCCAGACAAAGAUGGGGGAGACAUUUGCAGCACCGUACACAAGCACGCUGUUGAUGUGUUUGAUGGGAAGCAUUCAAUGCGGAGGCAUUGCUCUGAUUUCCGACCACAAACUCUCCGACUGGUCUCUCAGAUCUCCUAUCCGAGUCAUCUCUGCCGUCUAUGCGGGUGUGGUGGCGUCUGCGUUAGCGUUUUGCCUAAUGUCGUGGACGAUUCAGAAGAGAGGCCCUCUCUAUGUCUCCGUUUUCAGCCCUAUGUUGCUCGUCGUCGUCGCCAUCAUCAGCUGGGCUCUGCUUCAGGAGAAACUCUACCUUGGCACGCUUGUGGGGUCAGCUCUGGUGGUUAUUGGGCUCUAUGGAGUGCUAUGGGGAAAAGACAAGGAAACGGCCGACAUGGAACAAACUCAAGAGUUGAAACAUAACGUGAAGACAGACCAAAAGGAAGAUGUCGAAUCAAGAUUGUCUCCUUCUUCUCCGGUCACCGACCACAACGGUCGCGUCAUUUUCAUGAUCCAUCAAGACGGAGACCGCGAAAAGGGACGGAAACCGAACUGAGGGCUGAAGAGAAACCAUCUCGAAAUCUCGGAAAAGAACGGAACUCAUCAUAGAUCUCAUCGACAACUCUCGAACUGCCUCAGUCCGGUUUUCGGACUUUCUUGCGACCCAAGUUACCGACACCUAUGUUGUUGUUUUUUUUGCCUUUAUAAUUUGAUUGUCGGUUUCGAGUGUUUUUCGUCUGGUUUCUUGAGUGUGAAUUCCGGUUGGUAGUGUACAAUCCACGUUAUUUCAGCUAUCGUUCGGUAAUUUUUUU
This is a messenger RNA of Tarenaya hassleriana, 1535 nucleotides long. Its product is annotated as WAT1-related protein At1g09380. Lineage: Eukaryota; Viridiplantae; Streptophyta; Magnoliopsida; Brassicales; Cleomaceae. Gene Ontology annotation, cellular component: plasma membrane. The transcript is spliced from 7 exons. Bases 122 to 1279 code for a protein of 385 amino acids. Gene Ontology annotation, molecular function: transmembrane transporter activity. The record is from RefSeq and is a predicted model, not a curated record.